Molecule: messenger RNA, 873 nt
Organism: Hibiscus syriacus
Lineage: Eukaryota; Viridiplantae; Streptophyta; Magnoliopsida; Malvales; Malvaceae
Product: extensin-3-like
Exons: 1
Coding region: 1-873 (290 amino acids)
Biological process (GO): cell-cell signaling involved in cell fate commitment
Molecular function (GO): receptor serine/threonine kinase binding
Source: RefSeq, a predicted model, not a curated record
AUGGCUGUCAAAAUGGAAUCUGUUUUUGUUUACGUGAUUUUAUCUACUUUACUCGUAAUUUCUGAACCGCGAUGGCUUGAUGGCCUGAUCUCUCGAAAGAGUUUAAUAUCGGAAGGAUCGAAUUCCCUUUAUCAUAUUUUUCCUCCUACGUUGAAUAGAGAAACCCCGGAAGGGCCAAAUCCCCUUCAUAACAAUUUUCCUCCUACGUCGCCUCAUGCUUUUGAUGCUAUUGUGAAGAGAGAAACGCCAGAGGGGCCAAAUCCCCUUCAUCACAAUUUUCCUCCAACUUCGCCUCAUGCUUUUAAUGCUAUUGUGAAUAGAGAAACCCCGGAAGGUCCAAAUCCCCUUCAUCACAAUUUUCCUCCAACUUCGCCUCAUGCUUUUAAUGCUAUUGUGAAUAGAGAAACCCCGGAAGGUCCAAAUCCCCUUCAUCACAAUUUUCCUCCUACGUCGCCUCAUGCUUUUAAUGCUAUUGUGAAGAGAGAAACGCCAGAGGGGCCAAAUCCCCUUCAUCACAAUUUUCCUCCAACUUCGCCUCAUGCUUUUAAUUCUAUUGUGAAUAGAGAAACCCCGGAAGGUCCAAAUCCCCUUCAUCACAAUUUUCCUCCAACUUCGCCUCAUGCUUUUAAUGCUAUUGUGAAGAGAGAAACCCCGGAAGGUCCAAAUCCCCUUCAUCACAAUUUUCCUCCUACGUCACCUCAUGCUUUUAAUGCUAUUGUGAAGAGAGAAACCCUGGAAGGUCCAAAUCCUCUUCAUCACAAUUUUCCUCCUAUGUCGCCUCAUGCUUUUAAUAUCAUUGUGAAAAGAAAUACACCGGAAAGACCAAAUCCUCAUCGUCACUCUCUACCUCCGCCUAUUUCUCAACUUGACUAG